AUGGGACAGACAUUCUCGCUGGCAACCCUUUCAGCGGGCUCCGCGGGGAUCGAUGUGCCAGAGUUGUCGGAUCUUUCGUAUGAAAAGUCGCUGGGAACGGCGCGAUUCAUGAAGAGUAUCCGAGCCAGGCAUCAACAUGGUUUGGUGGUUGUCAAGCUGGUCAUGAAACCGUUUCCCCAGCUCGAUCUCGGCCAGUACGUGAGAGCUAUUCGGUCAGAACGUGAAGCCCUCAACGAUGUCCCAAAUGCGCUCGGCUACCAGCGUAUCUUCGAGACCAGUACGAAUGGGUAUUUGGUUCGACAGUACUUCUACAGCUCCUUGUACGACCGAAUGAGUACACGUCCAUUCCUGGAGGACAUCGAGAAGAAAUGGCUUGCAUACCAGCUUCUUUGCGCCUUAAGAGAUUGCCAUGCUCGUAACAUCUACCAUGGGGAUAUCAAGACAGAGAACGUUCUGGUCACCUCGUGGAAUUGGCUAUAUCUGACGGACUUCUCUUCCUCGUUCAAGAAGACAUAUCUCCCAGAGGACAACCCUGCGGAUUUCUCCUAUUACUUCGACACUUCAGGAAGGAGGACAUGCUACCUUGCUCCAGAACGCUUUCUUGGGGCCGAUGAAAAAGACGAUGGGAGGGGGGUCACAUGGGCCAUGGAUGUCUUCAGUGUCGGAUGUGUUAUUGCGGAGCUCUUCCUUGAAGCUCCCAUAUUCUCUUUAAGCCAACUCUACAAAUACAGAAAAGGAGAGUACGAUCCGAAAUUCGGUUAUCUGGGCAAAAUCCAGGACCAAGAAGUGCGCGAGCUGGUCGGCCACAUGAUACAACUAGAGCCUGAGUCAAGGUUUUCCGCCGAGGAGUACCUUAAAUUCUGGCGGCGCAAAGCCUUUCCUGAGUAUUUUUAUAGCUUUCUUCAUCAAUAUAUGGGAUUGAUCACGGACCCUUCAUCAGGUCGUGCACCAGUUCUACCAAAGACCGCAAACUUUGGUGAAGCCGAUGAUAGAAUCGACAGAGUAUACUACGACUUUGACAAGAUCUCUUACUUUCUCGGUUACGAAAAUGAAAAGGCUCAAACAAAUGCGAAAUCUGAUUCGGAAGCCUCUUCGGAAGGCCUCAUUCCAGUACAGAUUGACAUACCGAACAACAGACACGAAGCUACUACAGUGGGAAGGCGCCCCGUCGAUGAUGGAUCUCUUAUUUUUCUUACGCUUGUAGUUUCCUCAUUAAGAAACACUGCCCGAUCCACUGCUAGGGUUCGCGCUUGUGAUCUCAUACUGGCCUUCGCCGAGAGGAUCACGGAUGAGGCGAAACUUGAUCGGGUACUCCCCUAUCUAGUAGCAAUGCUGAACGAUCGUGCCGACAUUGUCAAGGUCGCUGCCAUCCGGACCAUGGCUCAACUGCUAUCUAUGAUCACAGUCGUGUCACCCGUCAAUGCAUAUGUGUUUACCGAGUAUAUCCGUCCUCGGUUACAGCAAUUCAUUGUAGGCGGCAGCAAUAAGGCAAGCCCAAUAGUUCGCGCGACUUACGCUUCUUGCCUUGCCUCCUUAGCACACACCUCCUCCAGCAUUCUGGACAUGUUACAGGCUCUUCGCGCAGAUGGGUCAGUCCCUACCGUCGAUCCAGAGGCCGAAGAUGGCGUAGACACAAAUUUGACUUAUCAAAACUCAUUCGAUGUGGCGAGGCUGGAUUUAUUAGAACAUUUUGAGGCACACACGAAGGCUCUAUUGACUGACAGUGACACAUCAGUCAGACGAGCCUUUCUAGGUUCCGUAUCAAGUCUCUGCGUCUUCUUUGGUAGCUCAAAAACGAACGAUGUCAUCCUCAGCCAUCUCAACACAUAUUUGAAUGACAAGGACUGGAUCCUGAAAUGUGCCUUUUUCCAAACGAUCGUUGGAGUUGCCACCUUUGUUGGUGGCACAAGUCUUGAGGAAUUCAUCUUGCCUCUCAUGAUACAAGCUUUGACUGAUCCAGAGGAAUUCGUGGUCGAGAAAGUGCUCUCCUCUUUUGCGAGUAUGGCGGAAUUAGGUUUGUUCCAACGAUCCAGGACCUGGGAGAUGGUAGACAUAGUUGCACGGUUCAUGGUGCAUCCCAACAUUUGGAUCCGAGAAGCGGCUGCACAUUUCGUCUCGUCCUCAACGCGAUAUUUGUCCAUAGCAGAUCUCCACUGCAUUGUUUCCCCACUCGUACAGCCAUAUCUCAAAUCAUCCAUUACCGACUUCUCGGAAACCAGUAUACUCGAUAAUCUCAGAAGACCCUUGCCUCGACCUAUCCUCGAGAUGGCCGUGAGCUGGGCUUUAAAGGUCGAGGGAGGACUCUUUUGGAAGCCUGUCCAGCAGCAAAGGACCUUCUCUUUCGGAUCCCCCGAACAGGCUCUUCCCACGAUUUCUUCGAAAGACCUAAGACCAAAUGUUCUAAGUAAGAUUGCAAAGAAUAACGAAGAUGAGCAGUGGAUCACGAGACUACGGAACAUAGGCAUGAGUACGGAUGAUGAUUUCAAGCUCUUGGCAUUGAGGGAAUACAUCUGGCGUAUUGCUCAUAAGCAAUUAAAGGCAGGCCCUGAUGGCACUCCAUCACAUUUGAACAGCAUUCUACUGCUCAAAGAAAUGAACGUUACACCACAGACAAUCUUUUUUGAAAACCAAAAACGAAAAGACAAAUCUCGGCGUCGAGCUUCAAAUGGCGAGCACCAAGCCAGCGGAUCCAAGAACAACCCAGAAAUCGCACCUCAUACCAUCGCAGACGCGUUGCUCGAUGCGUCUGCUACCAUCGAUGAUCCUCUCUCUCAGCGUAAGAAAUCGUAUGCAAAUGCCAGGAGGGAAAGGCUUAACGGCACACUCCAAGUCCAAAGCAUACCCAUCGAAUCACGGCGAAGUUCUUCUAACGUUAGUUCGCCUUUAUCCACUUCGCCACGCGGACGGCGUCAAUCCCAUCCGACGAACUCGACGGAUAACAAUGACAAUCCCCCAAGCGCCGGCACGCUUACCCCAACAGAUUCCCUCCGGACAGGUGGCGGACAUGGUAGAAGUGGAGGCAUAAAACACAAGUCCAGUGCUAUCAAUUUACUGAAUCGAAGAGAUACCUCCAAGACCGUAGCCGAGACAGGCACGACUUCUGCAAACGCCUUUGGUAAAGUUGACGGCCCAUUCACCCGAGAGCCUUCUGAGGCCUCGUCUCAUCGUAAGGCAAGCCACAGCGACGCGAAAACAGAUCCAAAGAAUGCAACCCAUGCUGGCCACACAUACGACGGCAAUGAUCCCAGUGUUUUGAGAUUCCUUGAUUCGUUAGCAUCGGAGAAUUAUCCACAUGACAUUCACGAUUUCGGGCCUUUGAUUAUGCCAAUUAGUAGCAAGCGACAUUUGAUGAAGAAGGCAGAUAGUCCGGGAUCUGACAAGCCCUGGCGACCGGAGGGAACGCUGAUUGCAACCUUUGCAGAGCACACGGGCCCAAUCAAUCGAGUCGUGCCUUCGCCAGAUCAUGCUUUCUUCAUCACGGGGUCCGAUGAUGGCACUGUCAAGGUUUGGGAUACAAUGAGGCUUGAACGAAAUCUUACCCAUCGAUCCAGGCAAACACACAGCCAUGCCGAGGGAGCAAAAGUAAAGUGCCUAUGUUUUGUCGAAAACACUCAUUCAUUCGUCAGUGGUGCGACUGAUGGUAGCAUCAAUGUCGUCAAAGUGGAUCACACGCUUGUAGGUGAUACUUCCAAGUACGGCAGACUUCGCAGUGUGCGGGAUUAUCAGCUACCUGAGGGCGAGCAUGCGGUGUGGCUGGACCAUUCGAAAUUGGAUACACAAUCCGUCCUGCUGUUAGCUACCAACACCUCACGAGUCGUCGCUCUGGAUUUGCGGAAUAUGACCGUAAUUUACUCUUUCAAAAACCCCGUGCACCAUGGUACGCCGACUUGCUUUUGUGUUGAUCACAAACACGGCUGGAUGCUGAUUGGAACCUCACAUGGCGUGCUCGACUUAUGGGACCUUCGCUUUCGACUGCGAUUGAAAGGCUGGGGUCUCGCCGGAGGCACACCAAUACACCGUCUGAUCAUUCACCCGUUCAAGACGUAUGGCAGAUGUGUCUGCGUGACUGGUGGCACAGGGCAAACAGACAUCACAAUUUGGGACGUUGAAAAAACAGAAUGCCGAGAAGUCUUCCGCGUCGGAGUCCCCAAGAAUGGCGGCAAGGAAAAUCUAAAAGCAUACGAACCCUGGAAAGUCGACGAGGAAAAACCUGAAGGCAUGCUCGGCCGCUUUGCCACAGCUAUCGACCCUUCUGGGGGCGGCAAUAGCAAUCCGGACAGGGGUUUUCGGGCUCUAGCCGUGGGUAUCGAUUCACCUGAGCCUACUUGGGAAGGCAAAUACGGCUUCUUUCUCACUGGUGGCGCUGAUAAAAAACUCCGCUUUUGGGAUGUCACACGCGCGGAUGCUUCAACGGUGAUUAGUGGUCUUGCCGCCGACGAAGACCAGCCUAGAUUUACGACCUCGCAUCCUACCGCGACCCUCACCAUCAAUAGUGAGCGGAUACCACAGGUGGCUCCCUCGGCGCCCAACGCUGCCGCAGGAAAUAAACCCGGCUCGAGUUCUGCAGGUGCUAAGAAGCCGUCGUCACUGGAUGUAAAGCCGCCAAGGUCUACCAUUAUCAGCAAGCACCAGCAGCAACUGCUCAGGAGUCAUUUGGACACGAUAUUGGAUGUUUGCUUGCUGGAGAGUCCGGUGGGUAUGACGGUUAGUGUGGAUCGGAUGGGGUGCAUUUAUGUGUUUCAAUGA
Messenger RNA from Letharia columbiana, 4746 nucleotides. RefSeq lists its product as uncharacterized. Bases 1 to 4746 code for a protein of 1581 amino acids. The record is from RefSeq and is a predicted model, not a curated record. Gene Ontology annotation, molecular function: protein binding; ATP binding; protein serine/threonine kinase activity. Gene Ontology annotation, biological process: late endosome to vacuole transport; protein targeting to vacuole; protein phosphorylation. NCBI's taxonomy places the organism in Eukaryota, Fungi, Ascomycota, Lecanoromycetes, Lecanorales, Parmeliaceae. The transcript has 4 exons. Gene Ontology annotation, cellular component: nucleus-vacuole junction; late endosome; phosphatidylinositol 3-kinase complex, class III, type I.